UUUUGAACCCCAACCAAUUGCCCACGUCGACGCAGCGAAGCAAAAGGGUAGCGAUCUUCAGCACGAAGUCGCCGGCGAGGAGAACACAAAUUUGGAGAACCAAUCGACUCCUCGAAUCCCUUCGAUCUUUCACUGCCGCCGCCCUGCAAUUCGCCGGAAACAUCCGCCGCACGCCGGAAAGUUAAUGUCUUCCGACGGCAAAUGUCACCCGUUAUGUUAGACUUUCGGUCACCUGUCUCUUCCUCCUCCCAUAAGGUUCAAUCCAAUCGUUACACAUCGCAGAGGUUUGUUACAGGCUGUAUACCUUCACCCCCUUCUCAUCAUAUCUUUAAAUCAGGCGGCAUUCCCGAUCCUUCUUCGUCCAUGGAUCGAUCGAACCUAGGGCAAGGGGUUUCGGCUACUACGGAGAAGCUUUCGGUUCCACGUUUCCGGAAGCAGAGGAAGCGAUUAGGUAUUUCUCGUGCGUCGCCCGCGAACCCUGCAUCGGAUGGUGGUGCCGGUAUCGGGCAGUCUAGGUCGAAAACGCUUUAUGCUGUUCCUUUUGAUCUGGGAGAAGAUAGUGGGACGCAGUGUGUGCUGGAGCGGUUAUAUGGAUGGAAGCCUUUUGUAUCGGAUGCAUCAAAUUGUUCCAGUUCUGGAACAGGAGUUGUGUUUAGCGCUGGUUCGUCAGGAUCAAAUGCUAGUUCGAGCAGUAUUGGGGUGGGGAGUGGUAAAGGCGCUGCGUUUGAUGUUUGUGACGGAGGUAGAGGCGAUAUUGGCGAGGGAAAUUUUGUGUUUGGUAGGGGAAUGGAGAAAGUUGCUAGCUGGAGUAGUAGCUCUUCGCAGAGCUCGUGUACAAAGAACUUGGGCAAUGACGACUCCGCUAAAUUAAAAAGUUCUGAAACAGGAAUACCAGUGGGUGGUUCGUCUUGCUCUCUAGUUGAAGAUAAUAUGUUCUCUGAUAAGGGUGUAUUUGUUUUUGGGGUCAGUGGAAGGAAUGAUGGUAAUUUGUACAACGGUUCGUCGUUGGGAUUGGAGAAUGAUGCAACCUUUAAAUUGAAUUCAAGCAAAAAUGUUGACGAGAAAAGUGGGAAGCCGGAGUCUGGUAUGUUUGCGCAUUGGAAUGGAGAGAAGAAAAGCAUCCAUCCAAGCAAAAACUCUUAUUUUAUCCCUGGUGAUGGUUUAUGUAGUGAACAACCUGACAGAGCCAGGAAGAAGGAUCAGGAGAACUCUGGUAAUGUGGACUCUCGGAAGGCAGACAGUGGUGUAGAUGUAUUUGGACGCUUUGCAGAGACAAAGGUUAAUUUAGAUCAGAACUCAACCAUGUGCUCCAAUGGAAGCUCAUUUUUCUCAGUUUCCAAGUUACCUGAAGACUUAAUGAAGCUCAAGAUUGACUCUUCUGAGAAUGGUGAAAAUGGGAACAAGAAUUCAAGUGUUUUUGUAUUUGGGAGUGGUGCAAAUAAUAGCAGCCGUGCAAGCAAGAGUUCAUCAUUCAAUUUUUUGGACAGCACCUUAUCAAAGCUACCUCAGAAAAUGGAGAAGCUGAACUUAGAUAGUUCUGUUGGUGUGUCUCGUGGAGAUUAUGAUGCAGGUGCUGAGAGCAGUUUAAAGAAACAAACUCAGUUCAGUCAGACUUCUCCUUCAGGUAAUAAUGUGGGCGGCUCUAUGUUUCCUGGGGAGUUGAAAAAACAAAACUUACAUAGCUCAGAUAUUGGGGAGCUUGGGAAUGACGAUAAUGGUGUUUUCGUAUUUGGUAGAGGUAUGAGGAAAAAUGCUAAUUCAGGCAAUUUGUCGUUCCAAAGUUUUGAGGAGAGUUCAAUUUCUAAGCUUCCUGAUGAAAUGAAGAACAUGAAGUUGAAUAACUUAGCCAAUGAGGAUGAUUCUCAGAAAAAUAAUCCGGGAAAUACUUGGAACAAUCAUGAUAACAAUGCAGCUCCCAACUUAAGUUCACGUCCGAGCAAAGAAGAUUAUGGUUCAAAAGUCACACCCUUGCAGGCCCAUAACUCCUGUGGGCUGAAUGCAGAACCUACAUCAUUUUCUUCUGCACUACCCAGCUUCCAGAAUUCUAUGAAUCAUCUAUAUUUCACCAGCAUGCGUGCCGGAUCAGACAUGCCCAUGGAAUUUAUAAGUCAAAAGCUUGAUUCUUCUCUGUUGACCAAGGAGAGUCUCUUCACUAAACCGCAAAAGAACAUGACUAAGGAAGAUUCUAAAAACGUCCGGGUAAAGAAUAAAAGAUCUAAAGCAAGGAAAUCUACUCCAAUACACCCAAGUAUAGCUAAACAGUUUGGUUCUGUGGAUAAGGGUCUUGAGGAAAAUCAAGAGCAAGAUUCUACUGGCGCAGAUUCACCAAUGGAUUACUCACCUUAUCAGGAGACUUUAGUAUCUAACUUGUGCUUGGAUGCACAUGUUGAAACUGACAAAUCCAUCCAUUUUGAUUCAAGAUGCGUAUCAAAUGAUGCUCAAAAAUCAGUUUUUGACAUUAAUGAAAGUUUUCAUGAACAUGAAGAAGCAGAUUCUUGUUUUAGAGUUCCUUCUGAGAGACAUUUUACUUCUGUGGAUGAAAUGAAUUCAGGACUUCAGAAAGGAAACCUUGAAGCCAUAAAUGAUAAUUUUGACUCUGUCAUUCAAGCAAAAUCUUCAUCUAUAGAAUCAGAAUCAUUCAGCUAUGACUCAAGCUUAAAAGAGCCUACUUACAAGGGUAAAUUCACGUUAAAUUCUUGUUCACAAGAUGCUGGCCAAUCCAAUUUUAUGUUUGCUGCUACAUCUGUUCAAGGCCCAUCAUCAGUAUCGAAACGGAAUCACCGACGGAAAAUCAAAAUAAAAGGUGGUGAGGAAUCACAUCGUAAUUUUAAGCAGCCUUUGGCUCCUCGACCUUCAAAUACAUUUCUUUUUCCAAAUGCAACAGUGCCCACUGAUACCAAACAAGAGCACAAAGACAUUUUUGAUGGUGCAAGAGAAGAAAAUUUUAAUGCUACAAAAUCUAAACAGGAUUCUGCAGAAGAAACCUGUGAAAAGUGGCGACUCAGAGGUAAUCAAGCUUAUGCAGAUGGAAAUCUUUCUAAAGCUGAAGACUUUUAUAGUCGUGGAGUGGACUCUUUCUCUUUCGAGGAAAUUUCUAAAGGCUGCAGUAGAGCUUUGAUGUUGUGUUAUAGUAAUCGUGCAGCUACACGAAUGUCACUUGGAAGGUUGAGGGAAGCACUUGAUGACUGUAAGAUGGCUAUCACAAUUGAUCCUAGCUUUCUUCGAGCCCGAGUAAGGGCUGGGAAUAUCCAUCUUUCUCUUGGAGAGACUGCAGAUGCCCUGCAACAUUUUGAGAAGGUCUUGCAAUUAGACAAGGAGGCAAAAUCUGACCAGAAAAUUCUAUUAGAGGCCAUUGAUGGCAUUGAAAAAACUCAGAAAUUGAAUAAUUUAAUGGAUCAAUCUUCCAUCUUCUUGACAAAAUGGACUCCAGACGAUGCAGCUAAAGUUUUCGAAAUGGUCUCCGAGGCACUCUCCAUUGCUCCUCAGUCAGAAAUCUUGUUAGAAAUGAAGGCUGAGGCUCUACUGAAGCUACGGAACUAUGAUGAAGCAAUUCAGGUGUGUGAGCAGACACUGGAAUUUGCCGAGAAGAAUUCUCGUGUUACUGAAACUGAUUCUCAGUCUAUGGACAGAAAUUGUUCCAAAUCUAUUAAAAAGUCCCAUGCUAGGUUUUGGCGUUGGCGCAUCAUCUCGAAAUCUUAUUUUUAUUUAGGAAAACUUGAGGAGGCUAAUGAGCUACUUCAGAAACUCGAAAAAAUGAAGCCUGAUAUCGACAAGUAUCCGGAAGCUUCCACAUCAUUUUUUGUCACUGUAUGCGAGCUUCUACGCCUAAAAACUGCAGGAAAUGAAGCAUUUCAAGCAGGAAAGCAUCUGGAGGCUGUGGAGCUUUAUACAGCUGCUUUAACAUUGAAUACGGAAUCCCGUCCUUUUACGGCAAUAUGUUUCUGCAACCGUGCUGCUGCAUACCAAGCUCUGGGCCAAAUUACUGAUGCUAUUGCGGAUUGCAGUCUUGCUAUUGCUCUCGACUCUACUUAUAAAAGGGCAAUUUCUAGAAGAGCCACUUUACAUGAAAUGAUUAGAGACUAUGGGCAGGCAGUCACUGAUCUUCAAAAGUUGACUUCUCUUCUUGAGGUGCAUUCGGAUGAUAAAAACAGUGCUAGUGGAUCCCUUGGUAGAUCGAGCAGUAACUUCGAAGAUCUCAAUCAAGCUCGAAUGAGGCUUUCGAGAGUCGAAGAUGAGGCCCGAAAAGGAGCAACAUUAAAUAUGUAUAUGAUAUUGGGAAUUGAAAGUUCAUGCUCUACUACAGAUGUGAGGAAAGCUUAUCGCAAAGCUGCACUGAGGCAUCAUCCUGAUAAGGCCGGUCAAUUCCUAGCUCGAAGUGAGAAUGGUGAUGAUGGAGUUUGGAGAGAAAUUGCGGAAGAAGUCCACUCGGAUGCUUCUAGAUUAUUCAAGAUGAUCGGGGAGGCAUAUGCGAUUCUCAUAGACCCAUCGAAGCGCCAACAAUAUGAUAUUGAGGAGGAGUUGAGGACUAUGAAGAAAAACUAUGGCUCUUAUGGCGCAAGUAGUUCGACCCGAACCCAAGCUAGCAGCAACAGCAGCCAACAGGAAAAACCUUUCAAUUCACAUCACUGGAACCCGUAUAGAAGUUCGUAUUGGCGGAGAUCGGAGGGAUGAUUUCUGCACCAUGCUUCAACUUGGAUCUGUAGAAGAAGCUGGAAGCUGCAUUGCCUGCUGAUAGUCUGCCAUUAAGAGCUGUGAUUUCAUGGAAUAUGAGGGGGCUGACUGUCAAAAUGUUGGAAGAGUGCAUUUUUCUGUAAAUAAUUUCGCUGAGGGGUUGAUUGAGCCAUUUGGAGCAGGGAUUGGAUUGGCGGGAGAGAUCGGCUGGGUGAUUGCAAAUGUAAAAAGAGGAAUUAUAUUGGAGAUUGGAGUGGAGAGUUAUUCGUCUGGUUUGGUGAGGAAUAUUUUCAAUUUAGUGCUAUAGUUUAUAUGGUAUUGCCUUUGGUUUUAUUUAAUUGGGCAGAAAUGAAAGGUAUUAUUUAGUUGAGAUUGUUGGAAAUGUAUGUUGCUUCCUAGAAUUCUUUUUUCACGAGGCACAUUUCUUAUUUGAAUGUUAUUGUUUGUUUUUUGUCACAA
Phalaenopsis equestris is the source of this 5130-nucleotide messenger RNA. RefSeq lists its product as uncharacterized. The transcript is spliced from 11 exons. The record is from RefSeq and is a predicted model, not a curated record. Gene Ontology annotation, molecular function: protein binding. Bases 202 to 4671 code for a protein of 1489 amino acids. Lineage: Eukaryota; Viridiplantae; Streptophyta; Magnoliopsida; Asparagales; Orchidaceae.